Molecule: messenger RNA, 3848 nt
Organism: Camelus dromedarius (Arabian camel)
Lineage: Eukaryota; Metazoa; Chordata; Mammalia; Artiodactyla; Camelidae
Gene: ZFYVE28
Product: zinc finger FYVE-type containing 28
Exons: 13
Coding region: 49-2736 (895 amino acids)
Biological process (GO): negative regulation of epidermal growth factor-activated receptor activity
Cellular component (GO): early endosome membrane
Molecular function (GO): metal ion binding
Source: RefSeq, a predicted model, not a curated record
GCGCCGCAGAGGGGAGGGCCGCCGGGGCCGGGCCGGGCCGGCGCGGCGAUGAUGAACAGGUUCCGAAAGUGGCUGUACAAACCUAAGCGGUCGGACCCGCAGCUGCUGGCCCAGUUCUACCAUGCGGACGAGGAGCUGAGCCAGGUGGCCGCCGAGCUGGACAGUCUGGACGGGCGGAAGGACCCCCAGCGCUGCACGCUGCUCGUCAGCCAGUUCCGCUCCUGCCAGGACAACGUGUUAAACAUCAUUAACCAGAUCAUGGACGUGUGCAUCCCCCAGGACCGCGCCCCACGGGAUUUCUGUGUCAAGUUCCCCGAGGAGAUCCGGCACGACAACCUGGCCGGCCAGCUGUGGUUUGGCGCCGAGUGCCUGGCCGCCGGCUCCAUCAUCAUGAACCGCGAGCUGGAGAGCAUGGCCAUGCGCCCGCUGGCCAAGGAGCUGACCCGCAGCCUGGAGGACGUGCGGGGCGCCCUCCGCGACCAGGCGCUGCGGGACCUCAACACGUACACGGAGAAGAUGCGGGAGGCGCUGAGGCACUUCGACGUGCUGUUCGCCGAGUUCGAGCUGAGCUACGUGUCAGCCAUGGUGCCCGUGAAGUCCCCCAGGGAGUACUACGUGCAGCAGGAGGUCAUCGUGCUGUUCUGCGAGACGGUGGAGAGGGCCCUGGACUUCGGGUACCUGACCCAGGACAUGAUUGACGACUAUGAGCCGGCGCUGAUGUUCACCAUCCCCCGUCUGGCCAUCGUGUGUGGCCUCGUGGUCUACGCAGACGGACCCCUGAACCUGGACCGCAAGGCAGAGGAUAUGUCUGAGCUGUUCCGGCCUUUCCACAUGUUGCUGCGGAAAAUCAGGGAUUUGCUGCAGACCCUGACAGAGGAGGAGCUUCACACGCUGGAACGGAACCUCUGCAUUUCUCAAGACGUGGAGUUCCCCAUCAGGGCAGAAACCCAGGUGCCCCCUGCCCUGGCGCCCACCUUCCCCGCGCCCCUGGCCCCGGAGGAGCCACUCUCAGCCAAGGCCAAAAACGCAGAGGCGGAUCUGGCCUGCUCCAUGCAAUACGAUGACCAGGAGCUGGAGCAGCUCAGCCGCAUGGUGCACAAGGCCGGGGACGAGAUGUCCUCCCUCCUCUCCCCGCCCAGUGCCGGCCAGUCCCCUGCACAUGGGCCAGGCGCCGCGGGCAGCCCCUGCGGGCAGGCGUCCCCGGGCGGCGCGCGGCCGCCGGGCAGCGACGAGGAGGAGGGGAGGGUGUUCUUCAUGGACGACGUGGAAGGGGCGGCAGAGGCCCCGGGCAGCCCAUCUGGGUGGGCGGGCAGUGCCAGGGCUGACCCCCAGCAGAGAGGGCAGGCCGGAGGGAGCAAAGAGCUGGGGGGCAGCAAGCCCGCUGCUGCGGAGGGGGACCUGAGCGACAACAUCGAGGGUGACAGAACGUGGGCAGUGGGCCCCAACCUCUGCAGCUGCCUGGACUCCCAGCCGCACCUGGAUAGCUGGGAGGUGAGUGUGGAUGAGGCCGAGACGGCCGAGCUGAUCGCCCACCGGACAGGGGGCAUGAAGCUCUCGGCCACGGUCAUCUUCAAUCCCAAGUCAUCCACCUCCUCGGACUCUGUCCCUGCCAACUCAGAAGCCCCUGGAAAGAGCGUCUCCCCCUCAGAGCCCAGGGCCGAGGGGACGGAGGCUGGCUCCCACAAACUCAGCACCACGGCCACCACCUGCCUCCUGAAUUCCUGCGUGUGCUGCGGGGGCUGCGGGGGCAGCAGGGAGGACGCGGCCGAGAGCCUGCGGGGCAAGGGCAGCUCAGGCAGCGUCAUCAGCUCCUCCUACGUCGGCUUGGCCAAGGCCAGUGCCAAGGACUCGGCUGCGGGGCUGUUGGAGGCCCGGCCUGCCCCAGAGGCCUUGCCCACGGGCACCCCAGCCCCCCUGCCAUCAGAAGACGCCCCUAACAGGCAGGAUCCCAAAGCCCCUACUUCCAACAAGUGCCUGGCACACCCCUCAGAGCCCCAUGUGGACGCAGCAGACCGGCUGCCCGGAGCGGGCGAUGGUGACGAGCAGCAGAACGAGGCUGAGUGCCUGCGGCCCUCGGUGCCUGGGGAGGAGAGUCGACUGGGAGGGGCAGCCGAGGAGGAGCCCCAGCACCUGCCGGGCUCCAGCAGCCCCACAGCUGGUUCCUGCUCCUCAGACAAGACGGGACCAGAGGUAGCCCCCGCAGCCACGAGAGAGAAGAUCCGGUCCAGGUUCCACGGCAGCCACGACCUGAUCCACCGCCUGUUUGUCUGCAUUUCAGGGGUGGCCGACCAGCUGCAGACCAACUAUGCCAGCGACCUGAGGAGUAUUCUCAAGACCCUCUUCCAGGUCAUGGCCACCAAGCCGGAAACAGAUGACAAGGAAAAGUUAAAGAAGGUCACCCAGACCCUGCGGAGCGCAGCCUUGGAGGAUUGCGCCCUGUGCCAGGAGACCCUGUCAUCCUCCGAACUUGCAGCCAAGACCCGAGACGGGGACUUGGAAGACCCGCCUGAGUGGGUCCCGGAUGAGGCCUGUGGUUUCUGCACCGCAUGCAAAGCCCCCUUCACGGUCAUCCGCAGGAAGCACCACUGUCGCAGCUGCGGGAAGAUCUUCUGCUCCCGCUGCUCCUCGCACUCCGCGCCCCUGCCCCGCUACGGGCAGGUGAAGCCGGUCCGCGUGUGCACGCACUGCUACAUGUUCCACGUCACGCCCUUCUACAGCGACAAGGCGGGCAUAUGACACGGCGCCAGGUGCCCCUCAAACCCACAAGGGCCCAGAAGGACUCCAGGAAGGAGGCACCGAGGGCCCGCGCUCCCGCCUCCCCCGUCCAGGCCGCUGGGCACAGGAGGGCUGCCACUGCAUCUCACCCAGCUGCUGCCGCCGCCGCUGCAGGGCUGCAGGCCUCCCAGACUUCCGGAACGUCCAGUGCCUCCCCGCCCGUGGGGACCCAGGCCAGCUGCAGGGCCCGACAGGAGGGCAGAUUCAGCAACGGGGGACAUGGGGGGGCCAGGCGCCUGGGCAGCUGUGGGCUCGUCUCCUGCCUGCCCCUCUGCCCCGGCCCCCCUGCACUGCUGCCUCGAGCCUCAGCCACAGCAGAAGGCCUGCUCUUGAUGGGGGAAGUGGGGUUAGUGUCUGAGUUCCAAGCAGCCUCAGAACCUGGGGCUAAAUCUGGGGCAGCUGGUGGACACCCGGGGAGAGGGACCUGGCCUCAGUGCUCCGCAGGGCUUCCCUGUGUGCUAACCAGACCAGAAAGACCAGGCUGUCCAUGCUGUCCCCAGGGCCCUGAGCCCAUAGUCCCCCACCCAAUUCUCCCCACCCCAUUCCCCUCAGGACCUUGUCUAAACAACACGAGUCUCAUUUCUUCUCAAACAGGGAAAAUGCAGAAGCCAACCCAGUGGUCCUCUGGGCAAGCAGGUGUGCCCCACCGUCUGUCCGCCCUGGCCCACCAGCUGACGGGGAGGGUCAGGAGGCGGGCAGAGGUUUCCCAGCAUCUGAAGCAAGGACUCACUGGGUGGCUGAGGACCACUGGACGUUGCCCACUUGGCUGCCACUACCCCCUUCCCUCCGCACCCCCGGGGGCCCUGGCCCACCCCCUCAGAUUCCAGAGUGGCCCCGGGCCCCAGCACGGACACCUCCUCAGGCUUAAAUCUCAGGCUUCACAUUGCAAUGAUGAUUGCAGUUUUAUUUUUAGAGAGAUGACACACCUACUGCUUCUUUUAUAGGAUAAAAUCCAACGACUGUUGAACAGCGGAAUACACAUGAACAAAAAAGGCUUCUGUGGGGGAAGAAAAGUAUAUAACAGAGGGUAUAUUAUGUAUUGAGAUUAUUUUUAUUUUCUAAAUGCUGUAAUU